Schistosoma mattheei is the source of this 618-nucleotide messenger RNA. The record is from the annotation of a GenBank genome assembly. NCBI's taxonomy places the organism in Eukaryota, Metazoa, Platyhelminthes, Trematoda, Strigeidida, Schistosomatidae.
GCAGCACACACAAACCUUCCUAUAGAUGUCACUUCAUUAACGACAGAACAAAUCAGGAUGGUCAUCAAAUAAAUCAAGAGAGGGAAAUCAGCAGGACCCGACAAUAUGCCAGCUGAAGCACUAAAGUCGGACAGAGAAUCAACUGCAAACAUGCACCACGUUCUAUUCAGAAAGAUCUGUGAGGAAGAACAAGUCUCGAAAGACUGCGAAGAAGGAUACCUCAUCAAGAUACCAAAGAAAGAUCUGGGCAAAUGUGAGAACUACGUAGACAGCACACUACUAUCAAUACCAGGAAAAGUUUUCAACAGUGUUGCUGACCCAGAAAGAUUCGGUAGACGCUCAGAUUCGAAAUCAACAAGCUGGAUUCCAUAUGCAUCGGUUGUGCACAGACCAAAUCGCGACACUAUGGAUCAUCAUCGAACAACCAAUUGAGUGGAACUCGUCACCAUAUACCAACUUUUGUGACCAUAAGUAAGUAAUUGACAGCGUGGAUAGGUGAACGUUAUGGAAACUUCUUCGACACUACAGAGUUCCUAAGAAUAUCGUCAACAUCAUACGGAACUCAUACAACGGAAUACAGUGCAAAGUUGUGCAUGGAGGACAGCUGACAGACGCAUU